CUUAAAGUGUGACACUGUAUAUACUGUACAUUGAUGAAAUUAAUGAUGACAAUGAUGCAAACAAUUAAAAUAAUGUUAAAAAUCAAAAUCAUUGUAAUUUAAUAGGUAACAAAUUUUUGAUGAGAUUCGUAGUAUGAAGCUAUAAAACAGGUACAAUAAAUAGAAUUAUUACCAAUAACAUCAUCUAAUCAAAUGGAUUAACAAAAUCCACAAUAAAAUCAAGAGGUAAAUAAUUGAAAGGCCACAAAUUUGUAUAUAUUGAUGGGGAAAAGUAACUCCGAUACAAUCAAACAGUAAAAUAAGGCAAAACAGAUAACAAAAAUCCAUUACCAUGUCCCAAAUUAAUUACAAUCUGAUCUGCGAAUUCGAAUGUUCUGUCUGCUUCAAUUACAUGCAGCCCCCAAUAAACAUGUGCUCCAACGGCCACCUAUAUUGCGAGUCCUGCUUCAACAAGAUCACUCAAUGCCCCAUGUGCAGAGGCUGCAAGCAGGGAGCCCGCAACUUGUGUCUGGAACGUCUGUUCGAGAAGCUGCACUUUCCGUGCAAGUACGCCGACGCGGGGUGUACAUUCGAGGGUUUGGGUCCGGCGAUGAGGGUGCACGAGGGCGAAUGCGCAAGGAAGCAGUAUUUCUGUCCUUUCGCCUUCACGCAUGAGUGCACGUGGGACGGUACUCCAAGACAACUGGAACAACACGCAAGGAACGAGCAUUACUUGUUGGAGGACUUGAACAGGAGUUACUGCGUGCCCGUUUUAUCUCGUGACCGUUGCUGGAGGGAGAUUGUCAAACAUGAUGAGGGGUUGUUUCUGUUGGCGUUCUACGGUGAUGUUGAUGCCCUACAUGUAGGAGUGUACGUUUUGACAUCUGGGCCAGACAAGAGGUACAAUUUUGAGUUCACAUUCAAUGGGAAUGGCAGGAAGGCCGGUGGGGCUGGGACUUGUUCCAGAUUCGAGGACUUUGGAAUACACAAAAUUGAUAAUGAGAAUCGCCUGACAUUUCCACUGCAUGUGGUCAACAAUUUAAAAAACAGCAGGAAGCUUUUUUAUCGUAUUACUAUUACACGGAAGAGAAAUUUAAUCUUGUAAAUUGCAAUGGUAUUUAUUAUUA
This is a messenger RNA of Aethina tumida (small hive beetle), 1106 nucleotides long. RefSeq names its product E3 ubiquitin-protein ligase siah2. The coding region runs from base 332 to 1084 and encodes 250 amino acids. The record is from RefSeq and is a predicted model, not a curated record. Gene Ontology annotation, biological process: proteasome-mediated ubiquitin-dependent protein catabolic process; multicellular organism development. Gene Ontology annotation, molecular function: zinc ion binding; ubiquitin conjugating enzyme binding; ubiquitin protein ligase activity. Lineage: Eukaryota; Metazoa; Arthropoda; Insecta; Coleoptera; Nitidulidae. Gene Ontology annotation, cellular component: cytoplasm. The transcript has 2 exons.